AUGACAUUUCCUUUUGGCACAUGGGAAGAAGGGGGCAGCACUCUACGCAUACUUGUCGCGACGGAUUGCCACCUUGGCUACCUUGAGAAAGAUGAGGUGCGCAGAUUCGACUCCUUUGACACUUUUGAAGAGAUCUGCUCAUUGGCAGAAAAAAACAAAGUGGAUUUCCUGCUCCUUGGUGGUGACCUGUUUCAUGAGAACAAGCCUUCCAACUCAACUUUGGUGAAGACCAUUGAGAUCCUGCGGCACUAUUGCAUGAACAACCGCCCGGUGCAGUUUCAGGUGAUUAGUGAUCAGGCAGCUAGCCUCCAGAAUAGGUUUGGUCAAGUGAAUUAUGAAGACCGAAACUACAACAUUGGCUUGCCCGUCUUCACCAUCCAUGGGAACCAUGAUGGUCCUUCUGGAGUUGAUAACGUGUCCUCAAACGAUAUACUCUCAGCUGGAAAUCUUUUAAAUUAUUUUGGUAAAACUGAUCUUGGAUGCACCGGUGUUGGUAAAGUAACAGUUUAUCCUGUAUUUAUCAGAAAGGGUGAAACUUAUGUUGCCCUUUAUGGACUUGGCAACAUUAGGGAUGAGAGACUGAAUAGAAUGUUGCAUGAACCUCAUGCAGUUAAUUGGGUGCAACCUGAAACUGGAGAUGGGACACCAGCCUAUGAUGACUGGUUCAACAUCUUGGUUAUUCAUCAGAACAGGACAAAGGGAAGUCCUAGAAAUGGUAUUAGUGAGCUCCUCCUUCCACGUUUUCUGGACUUGGUAAUUUGGGGCCAUGAGCAUGAAUGUCUUAUUGAUCCCCAGGAGGUUCCUGGAAUGGUUUUCCACGUCACCCAGCCAGGUUCCUCAAUUGCUACCUCACUGAUUAAUGCUGAAGCAAAGCCAAAGCAUGUGCUCCUGUUGGAAAUCAAGGGGACGCAGUACAGGCCAACCAAAAUACCUCUGCAGUCUGUUAGACCUUUUGAAUAUGCAGAGGUUGUACUGGAAGACCAGGUAGAUGUUGAUCCUACUGAUGAAGCAACCAUUCAUGUGCAUCUGCACCAAAUUGUGAGCAAUCUUAUUGAGAAGGCUAGGGAAUCAGCAGCUACUGGUUCACUGCCCAAGCUUCCACUUGUUAGAAUAAAGGUGGAUUACUCCGGGUUCUCAACAAUAAAUUCGAAGCAAUUUGGUCAGAAUUAUGUGGGCAAGGUUGCAAACCCACAAGACAUCCUUGUUUUUAAAAAAUCAGGGAAAAGGUGUAAAGUUACGCAAGGAAGCACUAACAGUUCUGGAGAGGUUGACAUAAAUGAACUCAACCAACAAACCAUUGAAGCUCUUAUUUCAGAAAGCAACUUGCAAAUGGAGAUCCUUUCUGUACAUGACUUGAACAGUGCAUUGCAUGAUUUUGUCAACGAGGAUGACACGAGGGCAUUUCACUCCUGCUUGCAACAAAGCAUUGACGAAGCUAGAGCACCAGAAAAGGAAGCAAUCACCGAGGGAAGAACAGGCCUCCAGAAUCUGCAGACCGAUACACUCAGCGUGUUUGAGAAGCCGCCGACGCUUGAAUCCGACGAUGAGCCCGUCGAAUCCUCCGAUCCGGAGGAGAAUGGCAGCAGCAGCAGCAGCCAGCAAGCAGGAAGGAAGAGGCGAGCGGCACCAGGCGGCGGCGGAGGAUUUGCGGCGGCUGCUGCUGGGAGGAGGAAGACGGACCUGACCUCGUUCCAGAGGGCUCCGACGAAGGAAGACGACGCUGAUGCAACCAAGAAACGCCGGGCUCCUGUUGCCGCCGGGAGGUACGGGGCGGUGAUUCGGAGGAGGUGA
Messenger RNA from Setaria italica (foxtail millet), 1791 nucleotides. RefSeq names its product double-strand break repair protein MRE11. The record is from RefSeq and is a predicted model, not a curated record. Gene Ontology annotation, molecular function: 3'-5'-DNA exonuclease activity; DNA endonuclease activity; manganese ion binding. Gene Ontology annotation, cellular component: nucleus; Mre11 complex. NCBI's taxonomy places the organism in Eukaryota, Viridiplantae, Streptophyta, Magnoliopsida, Poales, Poaceae. The transcript is spliced from 19 exons. The coding region runs from base 1 to 1791 and encodes 596 amino acids. Gene Ontology annotation, biological process: meiotic DNA double-strand break formation; double-strand break repair via homologous recombination; telomere maintenance.